UGCGCGGCCGCGAGCAUGGCGACCGCGGCGGCAGCGGCGGCGGCCCGUGGGGCCGGGGCGAGAGCGCUGGCCGCCCUGCGCGGGGCCGGCGGGACCGCGUGCCGGGGGCGGCCGCGCGCGGGCCCUGCGCGCCGCUUGUGCACCGCGCCGGGCGCCGCCGCGGACAUGAAGCGCUACCUGUGGGAGCGCUACCGGGAGGCGAAGAGGAGCACGGACGAAUUGGUCCCCUCGAUCAUGAGCAACUCACUGAACCCAGACGCCAUUUUCUCCAACAACGAAGUCAGCCUGUCGGACAUCGAGAUCUAUGGCUUCGACUACGAUUACACGCUGGUGUUCUACUCCAAGCACCUGCACACGCUGAUCUUCAAUGCGGCUCGGGACCUGCUCAUCAACGAGCACCGGUACCCUGCAGAAAUCAGGAAGUACGAGUACGACCCCAAUUUUGCGAUCCGAGGGCUUCAUUAUGACGUGCAGCGGGCCGUGCUGAUGAAGAUCGACGCCUUCCACUACAUCCAGCUGGGCACCGUCUACAGGGGCCUCAGCGUGGUCCCCGACGAAGAGGUCAUCGAGAUGUACGAGGGCUCCCACGUGCCGCUGGAGCAGAUGAGCGACUUCUACGGGAAGAGCUCUCACGGGAACACCAUGAAGCAGUUCAUGGACAUCUUCUCGCUGCCGGAGAUGACGCUGCUGUCCUGCGUGAACGAGUACUUCCUGAGGAACAACAUCGACUACGAGCCCGUGCACCUCUACAAGGACGUCAAGGACGCCAUUCGGGACGUGCACAUCAAGGGCAUCAUGUACCGAGCCAUCGAAGCCGACAUUGAGAAGUACAUCUGCUACGCCGAGCAGACCCGCGCCGUGCUGGCCAAGCUGGCGGAGCACGGCAAGAAGAUGUUCCUCAUCACCAACAGCCCCAGCAGCUUCGUGGACAAAGGGAUGAGGUACAUCGUCGGGAAGGACUGGAGGGACCUGUUCGAUGUGGUCAUCGUCCAGGCCGAGAAGCCCAACUUCUUCAACGACAAGCGGAGACCUUUCCGGAAGGUGAACGAGAAAGGUGUCUUGCUCUGGGAUAAAAUCCACAAGUUGCAGAAAGGCCAGAUUUACAAGCAGGGAAAUUUAUAUGAAUUUUUGAAGCUUACUGGCUGGAGAGGAUCCAAAGUGCUGUAUUUUGGUGACCACAUAUACAGUGACCUGGCGGACCUGACCCUGAAGCACGGCUGGCGCACGGGGGCCAUCAUCCCGGAGCUGCGUUCCGAGCUGCGGAUCAUGAACACGGAGCAGUACGUCCAGACCAUGACGUGGCUGCAGACGCUGACCGGCCUGCUGGAGCAGAUGCAGGUGCACAGAGACCCGGAGUCACAGCUGGUCCUGCAGGAGUGGAAAAAGGAGAGGAAGGAGAUGAGGGAGAUGACCAAGGGCUUCUUCAACGCCCAGUUCGGCAGCCUGUUCCGCACCGACCAGAACCCCACGUACUUCCUGCGGCGCCUGUCCCGCUUCGCCGACAUCUACAUGGCGUCGCUGAGCUGCCUGCUCAACUACGACGUCAGCCACACCUUCUACCCGCGCAGGACUCCGCUGCAGCACGAGCUCCCGGCCUGGGCCGACGGGCCCCCCGCCGCCCGGCCGCUGCUGCAGGCGGCGCAGGCCAAGUAGCCGGGCGGCGGCCGGCGGGGGCGGCGCCGGGGCUGGAGAGAGGCGCGCGUGGUGUCGCACGUGAUGUGCAUUUGCCCCCUUGCCUGCCCCGGGGGUGCAGACUGGAGCGGGCACCGGGCGCGCAGGUGGGCAGCCUGCCGCCCCUCUGCAUCAGCGGCACCUGGCCAGCCCCUUGGCGCUUCCUGGCGGCUCCCAGAGAGACUCAAGGGCGCCGCCUGCCGGCAGCGGUGAGAGCGCGUGCCAGUCGGUCUCCAGUGCCCGCUGCAGGAAUGAGCACGGUGCAGCGGAAGCACGGCUGUGCGGGGGGCUGGGGAGGGUGGGUCGGAGCCUGCGCACCCCCAGGCCUGGGUCCGGCCGGCCCAGGAGGGACAUGGCCCCUUUGGCAUGGACAGACCGGGGGGGGGGGGGCGCUGGUUCGCAGCGGGGAGGCACCCCUGCAACUCUGCCAUCUGCGACCCCUCUGUCCACCUCCAGCUUUCCUGCAGGAGUGCCGGGUGGGGGGGGGCAUUGGGGCAUUGGGGUGGGUUUCUUUCGGGGGAGCACGUGCGGACCCUGUGCAAGCUAAGAGGAAAGGAAAUGACCCUGCUGAGUAUUUCUCUGUGCUCCUGAGGCCGAUGCAGGUGACUUAUGCCCGUGGACCCGACACAGCGGGGGGCAGGCUGGGGAGCUGGAGCGUGUGACCCUUGGCCCUGGGGCUGCAUGUGACUGAGCCCAGAGGGCGUUAUCCUUGGCUCUGCCAUGGGUUAGGGUGGAGUUUGAUGUGGGACCCUUGGCGGUAUUGAACCAGUGUGGUGCAGUGACCCCUUAUGGCCCAGGUGACCCCCUUAGGCUGCCAACCGUCCCCCCCCCCACACACACACUUUUGUUACAGACAAAGCAGCCCCCUCCCAGCUGGGUGUUUGUUUUUUUUCCCUUUUGCUGAGCACUUGCACCCUGGUGCUUGGAGCGUCCUGCUCCGAGCUCCUCACGGCUCUCUCCUCUGCGGCCAGUUGUGAGUGUCCACUUUGAGGAAGCAGCGCGGGCCAGCGGGGAUGGUUCACCCAGAGUCCCGGGCAGCCUGCAUCUCCGUCCCGGGGCUCCGGACUGAAGAAUGAAGCGGUUCGGGCAGCUUGCUUUCCCGAUGGGCAAGUGAGACCCCAGUGUGGGAGGAAAUCCGAUUCCCCUUCCCAGAAAAGGGAACACAUUGCCCAGUGCUGCCGCCACCUCGGGUUUAGGACCCCGCGCCCUAGAGCUGUGUGGGCGGGAGCCUGGCCCGUGUCCCCGUAGACGGUCCCUGGGCCCAGCUAGAAGUGACAGGUGAGGACGGCCACCUCCGCUCCCAGGGCCCGCGGCCAGCGUGUCCCAGCCGAUCUCAUUGUGUGACCACAGAUGCCAGUAGUCCGUGCAGCACGCCACAGACACAUGUGCCCCGGGUAGGGGUGGGGGGGGCACCGCACCACCAGAGCUCGGAACAGAAACAACACCCCCCCACCACACACACCGUUACUGACGCAGUCCGCUGCAACAAAAUUGCCAGUUGCUUUGCCGCCAAGGCCGUCUUAAUUAAGGCCAGGGGAGGGAUGAAGUCCUCUCUCUCCCCCUCCUCAGGGGAGCUUCCGCCAGGCCUUUCCGAGGGGGAGAGUCCAGUAGGGAGAAUGGGCCCUUCCCGCCCUGCCUGAUGCACAUAGGCUGGGGCUCCCUGUCUGUCUCCCCCGCUGAGCAGCCUUCCCUGGAGCUGUGUCUUCUGCUCUUAGGAUCCCCUUGGCACAGUUCCCUCCCCUUCCUCCCUCCCUGUGGGGACGGGGCUCCUUUGCCCCCCACGUGGAGGCUGCUCUGCCGGCCUGUCACCCCGGCACCUUCCCUGGGGACACCCUCGCCGGCCCGUUUCCGGUGGCCAGGCCUACUGGGACAGGGCACCGUGACCUUCGCGGGCAUUUAGCUGAGGCCGGACUUGGCCCCGGGGCCCUAGCCCACCGCCCCCGUCGGGGUGGGGCCGCAGUGCGGGCUGGCAAGUGACUUUCUGAGCACAAGCCACACUUGUCACGCGGGGCCACGCUGGGGCACUCGUCCUAUGGACGUGCCCUGUGGAGUGCCCUCGCCGUGGGCCUGGGCCUGCCUGCUGGGAUGACCGUGGAGACCCAGGGGUGAUUCCUCAGUGCUCCCGCCGUGGCGGCUGUCAGCCCAAGACAGGGCGCUGUCACCUGUCAACCUAGCGGGGGCCGUCCCAGCUCCAGGGCUAGGAGGUGGGGGGCUGGGAGGUCCGCGGGGGGGGGGGCCUCUGCCCCACCUACCUCCCCCAGGUGGUGAUCCGGGACUCCCCUGGGUCACCUGCACGCUCCAGCUCACCCAGCUGACCAAGUUCGGCAAACCCAACCCAGUGGAAAAGCUUCGACCCUCACCUGGAGCCACGGGCGUGACCCCCGGACACAGGUGGCCAUUUUUUUCUGAUUCUUGAGCAGAAGGACAAACCAUGCCCCGGGCCCAGGGCGGGCACAGCGAAUCCGGACUCCUCGCAGUAGACGCGUUAUUUAUUCUGAAUGUGAAUCCGCUAUUUAUUCCAAAUGGUGAUUUUCUGUGAUUUUCUGACCGUCAGUGGAUUGCCCAAUAAAAGUUUGGUUUUGCUCA
This is a messenger RNA of Sorex araneus (European shrew), 4257 nucleotides long. RefSeq names its product 5'-nucleotidase domain containing 3 (gene NT5DC3). Bases 16 to 1653 code for a protein of 545 amino acids. Lineage: Eukaryota; Metazoa; Chordata; Mammalia; Eulipotyphla; Soricidae. The transcript is spliced from 14 exons. Gene Ontology annotation, molecular function: 5'-nucleotidase activity. The record is from RefSeq and is a predicted model, not a curated record.